AUGAACUGGCCCGGGGAUGCCCAAAAGCACCCCGAGCCGGGGGGCGUAGAUGCGGCUCCAGCACAUACCAACUCAGCCCCUGCCUGGGGAACUACGGCGGCAACGGGUCCCGCGGGCUGCCCCGGGGUCGCCGGAGCCCAGGCGGGAGGCGGCCGAGCCCGGAGCCCAGCAGUCCGCGGCCCCUUCCUCCCCACUCCGCCCCUCCCGAGGCCGCGCGCCCGCGCCCACCGCCCGCCGCCGACGCAGCCCCGACGUCCCCGGACGCCCCCGCCCGCUGCCGCGCGGCGCUCCCCACCCCGCCGUCCAGCCCUGCCCCUCCCCGGCGUCCCCGGCGGCCGCGGGGGUCUCCCCGGGCGCCGCCCCGAGCCCCCGGGGCCCCGGUCGGUCCGAGGCGGCGGUGGCGGCGCGUCCCUUACCGCGCAGCGGCUCCGGGCGGCUCCAGGGCCCCGCGGCGCGCCGGGCAUUUUUUUCUGGGAAACUUCUCCCGGGUCUGCAGGGCUGAGCCUGCCGGGCAGGAAAAGCGCUCAGCGCCGGGAGGCUGCGACCAUCCGGGAACUUCGCGGAGAUGUAAACCCUCCCCCUCGGCUCCCCGUCCCCCCCACCCACCCCGCCCCUGCGGCCCCGCCACAUGUGGAUGCGCCGCGAGGCCGCCGCCGGCCCUUCGCCCUCUCCUCCGGGCGCCGCGCCCGCCCCGCCUGCCCGCCUGCGAGGCUCUGCGCCCCGCCGCCUCGGGUCCCCCAGAGCCGCGUGGCGAGAGUGCAGAGCGGGGAGGCCGGGGCUCGUGGGUUCCUCCGUGCCCGCCCCUGCGCGGUGAAGCACGCGGCCGUGGGGUCCGGGACGAGCGUCUGCAGACGAGCGGGAUCUGGACGGCUCGGACCAGCUCUGAAAGCCCCAGGACCUAAAGAAAAGUUAACACUCACCAGGACAACACAGAUACUAGAACGUGUGCGUUUGAAAACGACAACAAGGUAUGAUCAGGGCAAUCACCACUUAAUCAUAUGCUGGAAUUCCAAGGCUGUCUAUCCCUUUGAAUAAAAGCAGAAAGGGUGGGAAUGUGGGCGCUGGAGUAUUGAUGUUCUAGGCUGAGGAGAUUGUUCACCCAUGACUUGAAGCCGUCUCUGCCUAUACCAUUCCCUUGUGCACAUUUGUAUCCUGAGGUACAGGGACAACAGCACUUCUGGAAAAAGGUUAAGUGUGAUGUAAACCCUUCCUCUUGACAAACUUUGUUCCUAAAUGUACCCAUCUUUUUAAGGUUUGUUAUAUAGUUGCUCUUCUUUUUAAGCCAUUUCUAUGGUAGUACGUCCAUGUUAUGUUUUAUAUAAAAAAAAGGACAAGUGAUUUCAUAUAGCAACAUAUUAUUCCAGACUUGAGAACAUUUCACUAGCACUCACCAGAGUUUGGUGCGGAAGUUAAGGUGAGGAGCUGCCUGGUCUCCUUGCUGGUUGGGUCUCUGAGCCUUAUUUUUUGCUUCAGUCAGGCAGACAUAACAGCAGAUCUUAUCUUCUAGGAUUGUUGUAAAGAUUAAAUGUGAUAAUCCCUCUGAAGAUGUGGGGCGUAGUGUCACGCAGGCAGAACAGGGUCGGAUCUUUGAUUCCCCAAAGUUCAGUAGAGUUCCUUGGACCUUCUAAGGAAUCAAAUACUUGCUGGAAAAGAACUCUCGAGUUUAUGUCUUUGAAAAAUCCACAUAAGUUUUAGCAUUCAUAUACACAAGAGGAAAUUAGAAAGGUAAUAUACAUGCCCCCUCCCAUCAUUUCAUCAUUGGAAGCCCUAAAUAAAUGGAAAGCUGACUUGUCCACUGUUUUAAAUCAGGCAUGAGAUCAGUGAUCAGUCCUACAGAAUGCCUCUGGCUCUCUCUCCUCAGACCCCAACACUUCUCUCAAUAAAGUCAAAACCUGGAUAAUAUUUUAUUAAUGGUAGUUUUCUAGUUUCAGUAAGUGGGCUGCCGUUAUAUAAAAUGGUAACAUUUGGGGAAGAUGAGUAAAGAGUAUCUGGAAACAUUUUUUACUGUUUUUGCAACUUAAUU
Messenger RNA from Mustela erminea (ermine), 2023 nucleotides. Its product is annotated as collagen alpha-1(I) chain-like. NCBI's taxonomy places the organism in Eukaryota, Metazoa, Chordata, Mammalia, Carnivora, Mustelidae. The coding region runs from base 1 to 1035 and encodes 344 amino acids. The record is from RefSeq and is a predicted model, not a curated record. The transcript is spliced from 2 exons.